CGGGCUUUGCUUGGCAUCGUACGUCUGGCGUGUGACGGACUGACGGUCGGUGGCCAACAGCGGCUCGUGUUCUAUAUGAAGGCGGCGGCUGGCUGACACACGCCACUUACUUCCCGAACGUCGUUCGGUGAGCGCUGCACACAUUUCUACGUGCGCUCAAACACGUGCACUGCAUACGUUCAAGACGUGUACUUCCUUGUACCUGCAUACGUUGUGCUCAAUACCCAACCCAAGGUCUUGCGGUUCUAAUUGCUAUUUGUGUCAACGAAGGAAAGUCAAGUGAAAUUUUGAGCCAAAUCUAAUUCAAUUAUUUAAAUUGUGUUUCAACACCUAGACUCAAAAUGAAGAGAUCGCACAGUGAGAGUGAAACUGACGAUAUAUAUUCCGGUGACGAAAAAGAGUGCGAAGAAUCAUCUGGCGGCGGGGGCGGCGUGUCGCGCAAACGUCGCCGCGGUAUCAUCGAGAAGCGCCGGCGCGACCGCAUCAACAACAGCCUGGCCGAGCUACGCAGGCUGGUGCCCGCGGCGUAUGAGAAGCAAGGCUCCGCUAAACUCGAGAAGGCCGAGAUACUCCAGAUGACCGUCGACCAUCUCAAGCUGCUACAUGCCAAAGGUGAGAAUUGCGUGGACGCGCUGUCGUACGACACCAACAAAAUCGCUCUCGACUACCACGGCAUCGGCUUCAGGGAAUGCUCGGCGGAGGUCGCUCGCUACCUCGUCGCUGUUGAAGGCCUCGAUCUGCAAGACCCUUUACGUCUGCGUCUCUUGAGUCACCUCCAGUGCUACGUUGCUCAGCACCAUCACAAGACCAGCUCUUCUUGGGUCUCCUGGGGCACUGCUGGGUCUUCCACUGGGUCUUACCCACACCCUGGGACUGCCAUAGCGGGCUUCCAAACGCACUCGAUGUUGACCCCACCACACCAUCACACUCCUGGAGGUGUGACUUCACAUUCAGGAGGUUUGGAUCAAAGUCACAUGUCGGCCUUUACUCCUCCUAGUCACGGACACGCAGAUCUUUCCUGUGGGAUAGCCGCAGGAUCUGGGGGCAUAACGCCUCAUGUCACUCAGCUGACACAGCGGAUACCCACAACGGGGGCUGGCGCUCCCCACAUUCCCCAUGUAUCUAUGGCAACCGCAGCGGCGUCAGGUCAACCAUACCACGCCUCCUCAUACCAUCUAAACCUUAAUGCUUUUUCCACGACUAACCAACAGCAACACAUUCCUACCAACACGUCUUCCCCAUCCACAUCUUCUCUAGUUCCAAACAUAGCAACGUCUAAUAUUCCACACAUCGCCACAUCGAACAUCUCGAGCAACGCAUCUCUGACGCACAGCCAGAGUGUGCACCACAGCGCUCUGCACGCGGGUUACAGCACAGCUCUGCACGCCGUUGCACAAGACUCCAAACCCUACCGACCCUGGGGGGCAGAAAUAGCUUACUGAAGCGACGCAUUCAUUAAUGAUACUGAAGACUUACCAGUAUAUGCCAUUUCUUGGAACUCUAAAGACUAAAUGUAAUCGAAGGAAGUAUUACGUGCAGCUGUUUGUCAUCUGUAGUGCUUCAUUUUAAAGCAAGUGUUUUAUAGGUUAUUAUGCCUUAUAGAAAAAUCAGUGUGGCUUAUUAUGCGCCAUUAACUGGCCAAAUAAUUACGUGCCUUCCAAUUGUCAGCUUCCAUAUCUCGCGCGACGUUCAGGAUUUUCAUAUUAGAUUUCAUUCGUGCAUCAGAUUAUUUCCCCUUGCCACAUAGUAAUUGCUAUUCCAUACGAAGUUUUCGUAUGGAAUUAAAAUAAUUUUCGCAUUAAACUUAUUCGCUAAAUUACUAGAAUAAAGUAAGUGUCAAUUUGUAUAAUUCUGCGGGAAAUACUCGCCUGAUUGCAGCCAGGACAGGAGAAUUGGAAUUAAUAUAUUUGCAUGGAUGCGUUUAUAAAUAUUCCCGUGCAAUCAGACCUGCACACAAAAUUUCUGGCCAGAUCACAUCUUCAAUAUUCCAUAUUUACUGCUUUGUGUAAGUGUAAGAAAUUUCCUUUUAUUUUAUAGAAUAGUUGUAUUUUCUGUACAGAUAUCUACACAUAUCGAUAAGGUGCAAUGAUCUCGUUUCUAUCAAUAUCCGUGUACAAAAUAGUCAUGUAUAUUUACGUACGUAACUUUUAAAAGAUCUCAACGGCAUUAUAGUUUGUAUAUUUUGUACUUUUGUAUGUUCAUAGAACGAAUGAA
Hyalella azteca is the source of this 2214-nucleotide messenger RNA. RefSeq names its product hairy/enhancer-of-split related with YRPW motif protein 1 (gene Hey). Gene Ontology annotation, biological process: regulation of transcription by RNA polymerase II; anterior/posterior pattern specification; regulation of neurogenesis. Gene Ontology annotation, cellular component: nucleus. The record is from RefSeq and is a predicted model, not a curated record. NCBI's taxonomy places the organism in Eukaryota, Metazoa, Arthropoda, Malacostraca, Amphipoda, Hyalellidae. The coding region runs from base 342 to 1442 and encodes 366 amino acids. Gene Ontology annotation, molecular function: protein dimerization activity; RNA polymerase II cis-regulatory region sequence-specific DNA binding; DNA-binding transcription factor activity, RNA polymerase II-specific. The transcript is spliced from 3 exons.